AUGGGCUUUCAUGCAGAGCCUCCGAUGCCCCAGUCUCCGCUCAUCUGCACAUUCGGGGACUCGACAAGCGCGGCCACGGUGGCGCCGGAAGACGGACUCUGCGAUUACACCUUCUUCGACUCUCUGCAGAAGCAAGGCGGCAGCAAGCUGGCUGGGCCAUUCAAGCAGGGCUUCGAGCGAUUCCUCGCAAUAACAGCGAGGCAUAGCAAGACUGAGUACGGCGUCGGCUUAGACUAUGGUGCCCUGGGAGAACUGCAGGUGCUGGUUGAAAAACGAACCGCGAAAGACCACCUGGACAACAUGUUCAGUCGUAAGCUCUACCACUUCGGCUUUGUGAACACCGCCUUCUACUAUUUCAACUAUGAUCAGCUUGAAUCUAUGCUGAAAGUGCUAAAGAAAGUAUCUGAUCUGAUGGACGACAGGAGAAGUCCCACGAGACCCAUCUACACUGUAAUCGCGGUUGCUCUGAUCUCCACUGGCUGGGUCGACGCAGCAGUGAACGAAUUCAGGAGAACGUUCACGCCGGACGCCCUAGUGUCGGUGGGACACUACUUCAGCGAGGACAAAAACUUCGUGGGAUGCCUUGCCGUGCCUCCCACGCUCCUAGACAUGCCGCCGAGCGAGGACUACUACUACAGCUUGAAUACCGCCCACGAGGCAGUCAAGAUGGUGGACAACAAGCUCCCCAACAUGACCAAGGUCGUGUCCGUGGCGAUGUUCGGUCGCUGGUACAGGCCAUUGUACCCGGAUCCGGAGGUUGUCGACAAGCCUGGAAAUUAUUCACCGCUGCAGGCCUGCUCGAUGAUCCCAGAAAACCAAAUUGGCAACAUCGCAGACGUGUGCAUAAACCCCACGUACACGGCAUCUUAUCAUGACAACGAAAGCCAAUCUCAAGUUGUUUACAGCAAGAAGACGGAAAGAAUGUUUAUUUACGACGACAGCACGUCCUUCCGCAGCAAGCUUUGCCACUGCAAGAGUCGAGCGAAGUCGCUGCGAUAUGGUUUGGCUGCUUACAACCUCGACUGCGCGGACGGAGCCAACCGCUGCUUACUUGGCAGUUAUCCUCGACUGCGAACACUGAGGAACCUGCUCAUCAUCUUCGAGCAAACGUUCUCGUCGUCCACUGACAUGGACGCGUGUGUCAGGAACCAGUGA
Messenger RNA from Dermacentor silvarum, 1155 nucleotides. RefSeq lists its product as uncharacterized. The coding region runs from base 1 to 1155 and encodes 384 amino acids. NCBI's taxonomy places the organism in Eukaryota, Metazoa, Arthropoda, Arachnida, Ixodida, Ixodidae. The record is from RefSeq and is a predicted model, not a curated record. The transcript has 7 exons.